Messenger RNA from Cloeon dipterum, 3025 nucleotides. It is a transcript of the gene Cul3, whose product is annotated as cullin 3. Gene Ontology annotation, molecular function: ubiquitin protein ligase binding. Bases 245 to 2635 code for a protein of 796 amino acids. The record is from RefSeq and is a predicted model, not a curated record. Gene Ontology annotation, biological process: protein ubiquitination; ubiquitin-dependent protein catabolic process. The transcript is spliced from 14 exons. Gene Ontology annotation, cellular component: Cul3-RING ubiquitin ligase complex. Lineage: Eukaryota; Metazoa; Arthropoda; Insecta; Ephemeroptera; Baetidae.
UCCACUCUCCCCGAAUUGACAGGCCACAGCUGCGCAAGUGAGUCGUAUCGGCGCACAAGAAAUCAACCAUUGCUGUUGCUGUCCAAGCGAGUGUUGUGUGUUAUUCCCAGUGUCCUGCGGAUUGGAGGUGGCCAGCGGACUCGCCGUCAAAGAAUGUGGGGUCCCCACGACCCUUGACGUAUGCCCGCAUUCGAAAAGGUUUCUCUCUUCGCGUGUUGAUUAAUUGUGUUCAAACUUUUCCAAGAUGAUGAAAGGAAACGGACCGCCGAAACGCGAAGGCAAAAUGCGGAUACGAGCAUUCCCUGCUAACAUGGACGAGAAGUACGUGGACACGAUCUGGACGCUGCUGAAAAACGCCAUCCAGGAAAUUCAGAAGAAAAACAACUCUGGCUUGAGCUUCGAGGAGCUGUACAGAAACGCGUACACCAUGGUCCUGCACAAGCGAGGAGAACGUCUCUACACUGGCCUCAAAGAAGUGGUCACCAGCCACCUGGAGAACAAAGUUCGACAAGACGUGCUGCAAGCGCUAAAUAACAACUUUCUGUCAACUCUGAAUUCUUCGUGGAGCGACCACCAAACCUCGAUGGUCAUGAUUAGAGACAUUCUUAUGUACAUGGACCGCGUGUAUGUGCAGCAAAACGACGUUGACAACGUCUACAACCUUGGCCUCUCGAUAUUUCGGGACCAGGUGGUGCGAUACAAUGUGAUUGGAGACUGUCUGCGCACCACCCUUCUCGAGUUGGUGGCUCGGGAGCGGCGUGGCGAGGUGGUCAACCGCAUCGCCAUCAGAAACGCGUGCAGCAUGCUCAUGAUUUUGGGUAUUGAUUCACGCUCCGUCUACGAGGAGGACUUUGAGCGGCCGUUCCUCCAGCAAUCAGCUGAGUUUUACAGGCUGGAGAGCCAGAAAUUCCUGGCGGAGAACAGUGCCUCUGUGUAUAUUAAGAAGGUAGAGGCGAGAAUUCAGGAGGAGGUGGACCGCGCUCAGCACUACCUCGACCAAUCCACCGAGCCGAGGAUCGUGGACGUAGUCGAGACUGAGCUGAUCAAAAAACAUAUGAAGACCAUUGUAGAGAUGGAGAACAGCGGUGUGGUGCACAUGCUGAUAAACCAGAAGACAGACGACCUGGCGUGCAUGUACAAACUGUUCAGCCGGCUUCGUGACGGCCUGAAAACGAUUUCCGAGUGCGUGAGCAAGUAUUUGCGCGAGCAGGGCAAGGGUCUGGUGCAGGAGGAGGAGGACUCAAAGCAGAAUGAGGCGGCGGCCGCGACCGGCUUGCCCUGUUCAGGCGGCACCAACGCUAUUUCAUUCGUGCAGAAGCUGCUCGACUUGAAGGACCGCUUCGACCAUUUCCUCAAGAACUCGUUCGGCAACGACAGGAUAUUCAAGCAGGUCAUCGCAGCUGACUUUGAGUACUUCCUCAACCUCAAUCCCAAGUCGCCAGAGUACCUCUCGCUCUUCAUCGACGACAAGCUCAAGAAAGGAGUCAGAGGGAUGUCCGAACAAGAAAUUGAGUCAGUUCUGGACAAAGCAAUGGUGAUGUUCCGGUUCCUGCAGGAGAAGGAUGUAUUUGAGCGCUACUACAAGCAGCAUUUGGCCAAGCGUCUGCUGCUCAACAAAUCAGUGAGCGACGACUGUGAGAAAAAUAUGAUUUCCAAGCUAAAAACCGAGUGCGGCUGCCAGUUCACGUCGAAGCUGGAAGGCAUGUUCAAGGACAUGACCAUUUCCAACACCUACAUGGAGGAAAUGAAGGAGCACUUGAUGAACAAAGGGCAAACGUGCGUGAGUGGCGUGGACCUGAAUGUGCGGGUCCUCACCACUGGCUUCUGGCCUACGCAAACCGUCGUCCCAAAGUGCAACAUCCCAACCGCGCCUAGAGAGGCGUUUGAAGAGUUCAGAAGAUUCUAUCUGGGCAAACACAGUGGGCGGCAGCUGACCCUGCAAGCGCAGCUGGGCUCUGCCGACUUGAACGCCUUCUUCUACGGCUCGAUGCGGCCGUCGGGGAAGGCGGAUGACGGUGCGUCAGGCGGCGGCAUCGAGAUGGCCUCCACCUCGACAGGCACGUUCUCUGGCGGUGGCGGCAGCAAACAGCCCCGCAAGCACAUCAUCCAGGUGUCCACCUACCAGAUGUGCGUCCUCAUGCUCUUCAACAACCAGGAUCGGCUGACUUAUGAGGAGAUUGCUAGUGAGACUGAUAUUCCUGAGAGAGACCUCAUCAGAGCUCUUCAAUCCCUGGCCAUGGGCAAGUCCAGCCAGCGGGUUCUGCUGAAGCACCCAAAGACGAAAGAAAUUGAGCCGAGCAACAUUUUCUGCGUCAACGACAACUUCUACUCAAAACUACACAGGGUGAAGAUCCAGACAGUGGCGUCGCGUGGCGAGACAGAGCCCGAGCGGAAGGAGACGCGGACAAAGGUGGACGAGGACCGCAAGCACGAGAUCGAGGCAGCGAUCGUGCGCGUGAUGAAGGCGCGCAAGCGGAUGCAGCACAACUCGCUGGUGGCCGAGGUGACACAGCAGCUGAAGGCGCGCUUCCUGCCGCACCCGAUGGUGAUAAAGAAGCGUAUUGAGGGCCUCAUCGAGCGCGAGUACCUUGCCCGCACACCCGAGGAUAGGAAAAUUUACACAUACGUUGCUUAAGGAGGAAAGUCUACUUGCUUUUUGACCCGAGACGUCAUGUGGUUGGUGUGCUCAUCCAAACUGUCUAAAGUGUUUGCCCAUGUGGAUGGAUGUACUGUACAGACUAUCUGUUAAUUGCAGCGUCUUUUAAAAAAAUAUAAGUUUGACCGAUAAACACCGAUUCGUGAAGAUUCAUGCGAUCUAUAAAUAUAUAUAAACUUAAAUAAAAAUUAAGGCUUCCCUAAUUUGCCCACUCUAUAAUUGCGAAUCGACCAAGGAGAAUCAAUCCGGAAAUUAUGCAAAGUUAAUUAUGGAAGAGGAGACGAGAUUGGUGUUUGGAUUCAAGCGUAUUUCCAGGAGUAAUUGGUGAACAAAGAGUUAAUAUGAAAAUAAAGAGACUUUUCUAGAUAA